Molecule: messenger RNA, 2463 nt
Organism: Caenorhabditis elegans
Lineage: Eukaryota; Metazoa; Nematoda; Chromadorea; Rhabditida; Rhabditidae
Gene: pitr-1
Product: Phosphate transporter
Exons: 9
Coding region: 13-1605 (530 amino acids)
Biological process (GO): sodium ion transmembrane transport; phosphate ion transport
Cellular component (GO): membrane
Molecular function (GO): phosphate transmembrane transporter activity
Source: RefSeq, marked reviewed
ACAGACUCAACAAUGCUUCCCGAUCCAACUGUUCUUCUCAUCAUCGGAGCCGUUAUAGCAUUCAUUUUGGCGUUUGCUAUCGGUGCAAAUGACACGGCAAACUCGUUCGGAACUUCUGUUGGAAGCAAGGUGUUGACUCUUCAUCAAGCAUAUGUUUUGGCUAGUAUCUUCGAAACACUUGGAGCUUGUCUCCUUGGUCAUCAAGUGACAGACACUAUGCGCAAAGGUGUGAUCGACUUCUCAGAGUUUGGUAAACAUGAAAAUGGUACCGUUCUUAUGAGCGAAAAUGAUCUCGGCCAUACUAUCAUGUUGGGACAAAUCGCUAUCCUCACUGGAUGCGGUGUGUGGAUGUUGUUGGCGACUGCAUUCAAGCUGCCCGUAUCUACAACUCACUCAAUUGUUGGAGCCACGAUUGGAUUUGCUCUCGUUGCCCAAGGAUCUCGUGUCAUUGUGUGGGAGAAGAUUUACCGUAUCUUCUUCUCAUGGAUCAUUUCACCACUUCUCUCUGGAAUCGUUUCGGUUUUCAUCUACUUGUCGCUUGAUCAUUUGGUUUUGAGACGUGAACAACCUCUUCACAGUGGAAUUCGAGUUCUUCCUGCGCUCUACUUCAUCUGUUUCGCUUUCAACGUCUUCGCCAUUGUCUAUAAAGGACCUUCUUUCCUCUAUUUCGAUCGACUCAGUCUCACACAAUGUCUCAUCAUCUCUGGAGUGUUCGGAUUAGCGGUUGCUCUUAUCUUUGCGUUCUUCUUGGCACCGUAUCUCAAGGAUCACAUCCUGAGCAAAGAACUUCUUGAAAUAACUGGAAAACAGCGACACAGUCAUCACGGACAUAACGAAAAGAGCAGUUCAAAGCGAAAAGAAUUUGAAAUGGAAGAAGGAAAUGGAAAAUAUCUUGAAUCCGACAAUAACGGUCAACCUCUUCUCGAUCAACCAACUAUUGUAGUCAGUACAUGCCCAUCAAAUGGAGAAUCAACUUCAUCUUUCGCAAAGAAUACAAUUCGCCCGUCUUCCUCCCUUGCUUCAUUCUUCCGUUCCUGUAAACCAGAAGAUCCACAAGCUUCACGACUGUUUUCACUUCUUCAAGUGAUGACGGCCUGCUUCGGAGGAUUUGCUCAUGGAGGAAACGACGUGAGUAAUGCGAUUGCUCCACUUGUUUCGCUUUAUCUGAUUGCUAAUGACGGAAUGAAAUCGGCCGAUAUGGAAACACCAUGGUACCUUCUUCUCUACGGAUCCUUCGGAAUGUGUCUCGGUCUCUGGGUUCUCGGACAUCGUGUCAUCUACACUGUCGGAGAAAAUCUAACCAAGAUCACUCCAGCAUCUGGAUUCGCCGUCGAGUUUGGAGCUGCUGUCACUGUUCUGAUUGCUUCAAAGCUCGGACUUCCUAUCUCAUCAACACAAUGCAAAGUUGGAUCCGUCGUGGCAGUCGGUCUUGUUCAAUCCAGACAUCAAGUCCAUUGGGGAGUAUUCCGGAACAUCUCACUAUCCUGGAUAGUAACUCUUCCAGUUGCCGGUCUUCUUUCCGGUGGAACCAUGAUGAUUCUCCAUUUAUUCUCGUUCGGAACCGAUGCAACGCCCAAGGAUUCUAUCCUCCAGCUCUUCUUCUAAUCGCGUUUUUCUCAACAAUCAUACUAUCCUUUUUAAUUAUAUCUAAGUACUUUCAUUUUUUGGCAUAUUUCUUGAAUGCGUAAUACUUCUUCCAUUUCCUAACCCGCGCUGUUCUCAGACGGUACGCCUUCUAGAUUUUCGUUAUUUUUCUCCUCGAAAGAAAAAACAUUGUUUUGUUAUAUGUUGUAAAAGCUAUAGGAUGCUAUAACCUUAGCGAACUAGCCACCUCUUUUGUCUGCUACCGGUCAAUUUUCGUCUAAUUCGUGGUAGGACAUUGUUUCCCUCUAUUUUUCUGCUCCCUCACUCUACUCUUUUAUACCCUUAUUUGUCGCCAACUUUUCUAUUGUUUUCUCUUUUUUGUUAUUCGAAGAUCAGCGCAGUUUCGAUUUUUCACAAGCCACACUUUUCUUUAUUUUUUUUUGUUUUGUUACCUCAUUUCAUAUUUUAUUAACCUCUCUUCAGUUUCUAAAGCCGUACCUGAGAACGUCUGAAGCUCAUCUUUUGCAGAAAGCAACUUUCGUUUGUUUCUCUCUUCUCAUUCCUUUUUAUCAGUUUUUAUUUUCUUUUAAAACACACAAGAUUGUCUCCCCCACAUUCAUUGAUUUCUCCCCUCCCAAAACAGAAUCUUUACCGACUCCGUGAACUUUUUGUUCGCCCCUUUCCCCCUCUUACAAAAAUCUUCACUUCGGCUUGUUUAGGAAAGUGAUUCUUGAAAUUUUCAGAGGAUUUCAGAAUUAUCUUUCUCAAAACUACGCCCCACUAUGACUUUUCUCAUUGUUUUAUCUUCUACCUUUUCAUUCAUAAUAGGCAAUAAAAUUAAUAGUACCACAAAAUAAAACGUCACACAGACACACUCAA